CGUACACCUCGCCAGUCCUACACACUACGACCCGGGCCAGGCCGCACCCUCGCGCCUAGCUUGCCCGCGCCGCCGUCGCAUGCCGCCGCGUCCACCUCUCCGCCUCCCGACCCUCACCCUCUUCACAAAGGAGGGCGGCUCGUGCAGCCUGUGCGACGUCGCCAAGAUCGACCUCAAGCACGUCGCCGCCACCGCACCCUUCCACCUGCGCCUGUACGACAUCUCGCGCCAGCCGGGCCUCGACGACCUCGAGUACGAGCGCACCGCCUGGAGGCGCCUGUACCAGUACGACAUCCCCGUCGUGCACUACAGCAUCGACGACUCGCUCGACGCGCUCGCUGGCAGGAAAGGUCGCGGCGGCCGCGUGAUGAAGCACCGCAUCGACAAGGCCAAGCUCGCACAACUCGUCCGACAAUGGACCGACGAGAUGAACCGCAUCGAGAGCUCGGCAGAGAGGAACGUGACGAGGGACGACGAGACGAGCCGCUAGCAGCCUCCAAACGUCCAGCAGAAGACGACAUCGACGAGCCGGCGGCCAAGCGCGCACGUUCCGACUCGCGCCCGACCACCCCGACCUCUCCUCCUCGCGCACCUCUCGACCACGGCCACAACGACGGCGACGACGACGGCCCGCCACUCUUUCUCGUCACGGCCUCGCCGUCCGCCAUCGUCGACGACUCGCACUAUGCCUCGUUCGGCCUCGGCUUCUCGUACGACUACCUCCCCUCGACAGCCUCGACCCUCGAAAUCCUCGGCGAGCGCGCC
Rhodotorula graminis WP1 is the source of this 765-nucleotide messenger RNA. RefSeq lists its product as uncharacterized. Lineage: Eukaryota; Fungi; Basidiomycota; Microbotryomycetes; Sporidiobolales; Sporidiobolaceae. The transcript has 3 exons. The record is from RefSeq and is a predicted model, not a curated record. Bases 80 to 490 code for a protein of 136 amino acids.